Linum trigynum is the source of this 372-nucleotide messenger RNA. The record is from the annotation of a GenBank genome assembly. Lineage: Eukaryota; Viridiplantae; Streptophyta; Magnoliopsida; Malpighiales; Linaceae.
AUGCAGACGCCGAGCGGCCCUCAUGAUUUUCCCCAAACCCCUUCCUUGUUAUUUAUUUCCACCAGCAGCAGGCAAGAAAGGGUAACCGCCGCCUCGUCUUCUCCUCAGAAAGCCAAGCUCGUUUUGGAAUGGAGACUGGAAAGAAUGCUCAACGACGGGGAGAAGGAUCGCAGCCCCUACUCCAAUUUGAUAUCUCUCUGUGCGGAGAUUCGAAGUGUCCCGCUGGCUGUAUCAGUGUUUACUUCGAUGGAGGAUCGUGGGAUUCAGGCCACAGCUUCAGCUUUGAAUUCCCUGAUUCAUACUUGCUUGUCAUCAAACGAGGCCAAAAGGGAAGCGCUUACCCUCCAAAUGCACCGAAUUAUGAAUCUCUAA